This is a messenger RNA of Penicillium argentinense, 822 nucleotides long. Its product is annotated as amino acid transporter. The transcript is spliced from 3 exons. Gene Ontology annotation, molecular function: transmembrane transporter activity. NCBI's taxonomy places the organism in Eukaryota, Fungi, Ascomycota, Eurotiomycetes, Eurotiales, Aspergillaceae. Gene Ontology annotation, biological process: transmembrane transport. The coding region runs from base 1 to 822 and encodes 273 amino acids. The record is from RefSeq and is a predicted model, not a curated record. Gene Ontology annotation, cellular component: membrane.
AUGGGGCAGAAAAAACUCGAAGCAGGUCCCCAACCUGACGAAGUCCAGAUCUCGGACUCGGAGGAGAUCCACAUGAAUUUGAUCGCACUGAGCUUCAACACUUCGGAUAGCUGGGUGGGUAUUGGAUCCAACAUUCCACUCGUACUUGCCGCGAGAGGAAGAGUCUCUCUUCUAUAUGGGACCAUUGUCAUUUCUUUCACGAUCACUUGCACUGGAGUCAGUUUGGCAGAGCUGGCCAGUGUCUACCCAACAGAAGGAGGACAGUACCAUCUCAGCUCCAUCAUUGCUCCGAAGCGACACAGCAAAUGGAUAUCUUACUUUUGCGGGUUGCCCGGUGUUUUCUCCUGGAUUGCGAUUGCGGCAUCGAUCGGUCUGAUAGUUACGGAGUUCGUCUUUUCUCUGACCAUCAGCUACAACCCGGACCUGCAGACCAAACGGUGGCAAUAUUUCCUGCUAUACCAGGCUGUGCAGUUGAUAGGCUUCUUCUCGAUCGCCUUGUUCAUCGUUGUUUCUAUUAUUUGCCCAGUUCGCUCGUCUUCUCGACCCGAUACCAGCCAGGUCUGGAUGCGAUUCAUCAACAGCUCAGGAGGAUGGUCAAACGGCAUUAGCUUUCUGACGGAGCUAUCUACUCCGUCAUAUAUGCUGAUCGGAAUUGAUGCGACGAUGCACCUUGCUGAAGAGUGUCUGGAGCCUACUCGUAUCAUUCCGAAAGCUAUCAUGUCGACCGGUAUUGCGGGUAUAAUCACCGUUUUUGAAUUUUCUGUGGGUAUGUGCUACAGCCAGUCAAAUGCCAGCAGUCUGCUUGAAUCUCCGAUCCCGUAA